AUGCCGGAAACCUCGAAAAUGAAUGGCUUUGCAAAAACAAAUGGCCACAGUUAUGAUAUGGAAGAUGGAUCAUUGUUUCUAUUUACUUCAGAAUCAGUGGGCGAGGGUCAUCCAGACAAGAUGUGUGAUCAAAUAAGUGAUGCAAUAUUGGAUGCUCAUUUAGCUCAAGACCCGGACGCAAAAGUAGCAUGUGAAACAGUCACAAAGACGGGCAUGGUACUGCUGUGUGGUGAAAUAACAUCAAAGGCUUUUGUUGACUAUCAAAAGGUUGUGAGAGAAACUGUUAAACAUAUCGGCUAUGAUGAUUCUUCCAAAGGUUUUGAUUGGAGAACACUAAAUUUGUUAGUGGCAAUUGAAGAACAAAGUCCCAACAUUGCCGAAGGGGUAUAUCAGGACAGAGAUGAAUCUGAAUUUGGGGCUGGAGAUCAGGUAUACUUCUCGGCUCUGCACGAAUUGGGAUAUCAUGGGUUUGAUUACAAGACAUGCAGUGUGAUGCUGGCACUGGACCAGCAGUCACCAAACAUUGCUGCAGGGGUGCAUGAGAACAGAAACGAUGAAGAAGUUGGGGCGGGUGAUCAGGGAUUAAUGUUUGGAUAUGCUACUGAUGAAACUGAAGAAUGUAUGCCCUUAACUGUGGUGCUGGCUCACAGACUUAACCAGAAAAUUGCUGAGCUCCGGCGAAAUGGAGAGUUUUGGUGGGCACGACCUGACUCCAAGACACAAGUUACAUGCGAGUACAUAUUUGCUGGUGGUGCAACUGUUCCCCAAAGAGUUCAUACUGUUGUUGUUUCUCUGCAACAUUCGGAGAAGAUAAGCCUGGAAACUCUACGUGAAGAAAUAAAAGAUAAGGUGAUCAAUGAGGUGAUUCCAUCUCAGUACCUGGAUGAAAGAACUGUUAUACACAUCAAUCCGUGUGGCCUGUUCAUCAUUGGUGGACCUCAGUCGGAUGCUGGUCUUACCGGUCGCAAGAUAAUAGUGGACACAUAUGGCGGUUGGGGUGCCCAUGGCGGAGGUGCUUUCUCCGGCAAAGACUUUACUAAAGUGGACAGAUCUGCUGCUUACGCUGCCCGCUGGGUCGCCAAAUCUCUAGUUAAGGCCGGCCUUUGCAGGCGAUGCAUGGUUCAGGUCGCAUAUGCCAUCGGCGUAGCGAAGCCGCUGUCGAUCACAGUGUUCGACUAUGGCACCUCGCACAAGACACAGCAAGAGCUGCUCUCCAUCAUUCUUAAGAACUUUGACCUGAGACCAGGCAAGAUUGUCAAGGACCUGAACCUCAAGGCGCCGAUAUAUCAAAGAACCUCGACGUACGGCCACUUCGGGCGGGAGGGCUUCCCCUGGGAGACGCCGAAGCCCCUCAUCGUAGAUUGA
This is a messenger RNA of Pieris macdunnoughi, 1365 nucleotides long. NCBI's taxonomy places the organism in Eukaryota, Metazoa, Arthropoda, Insecta, Lepidoptera, Pieridae. The record is from the annotation of a GenBank genome assembly.